CAGACCGCAGUGGACAUGGAGCGGGAGACGCCGGAGGCCGCGCCACCGCCGACCUUUCUCCGCGGGGAGGAGGCGUCGUCGGGGUCAUCGUCGGCGCGCGCGCGGUUCGAGCGCCUGAUCCGGCGGGUGCAGGCGGAGGUGUGCGCGGCGCUCGAGGCAGUCGAGGAGGGCAGCGGCGGCGGUGGCGUGGUGUUUCGGGAGGACGCGUGGACGCGCCCGGGCGGGGGCGGCGGUAUCAGCCGCGUGCUGCAGGGCGGCCGCGUGUUCGAGAAGGCCGCCGUGAACGUGUCCGUCGUCUACGGAGUCAUGCCCCCAGACGCGUACCGCGCGGCGAGGCCCGACGCGGCGGCGGACGCGGAGAAGGCCGGGCCCGUGCCCUUCUUCGCUGCCGGCGUUAGCUCGGUUAUCCACCCAAACAAUCCCUUCGCGCCAACAUUGCAUUUCAACUACAGAUAUUUCGAGACAGAGGCACCGCAAGAUGCUCCUGGAGCACCCAGGCAGUGGCGGUUUGGAGGUGGUACUGACUUGACACCAUCGUACAUCAUCGAAGAGGAUAUCAAACAUUUUCAUUCUGUUCAAAAACAAGCAUGCGAUAAGUUUGAUCCAACCUUCUACCCAAGAUUCAAAAAAUGGUGCGAUGAUUAUUUCCGUAUCAAGCAUCGUGGUGAACGUCGUGGGGUGGGCGGAAUAUUCUUUGAUGAUCUCAGUGACCAUGAUCAAGAAACUCUUCUUGACUUCUCGACAGAGUGUGCGGCCUCUGUAAUUCCUGCAUACAUCCCCAUCAUAGAACGUCGGAAAGAUACCCCAUUUACAGAAGACCACAGGGCAUGGCAGCAGCUACGGAGAGGUCGCUAUGUGGAAUUCAACCUCGUCUACGAUCGUGGCACCACAUUUGGCCUCAAAACUGGAGGAAGGAUUGAGAGUAUCCUUGCUUCCCUCCCUCUGACCGCACGGUGGGAGUAUGAUCAUAAACGGCAAGAAGGGACUGAAGAAUGGAAACUUCUCGACGUGUGCAUCAAUCCAAAGGAAUGGAUCUGAUUGGUUGGAACUGAAGUGCUUGCUCUCCAAUUUUCCGCCGCUAACUUUAUUUUGAAGUGUCUUCUGUGUGUAGAUUUUGUGCAUUUGCAUGGUGCGGUUUCGUCCAGUGAGCUUAUCAAGCUUGGAAAUCUGCGUUUGGCUGUUUGCUUAAUCUUCGUAUAAGGAAAAAAAAUACAUGGUCUUGUUCCUUCCAAUAAAAACCUCCGUUCAAGUGAGAUCUCUACUGCUGCAACCUAGCAGAUCAUGACAAAGAGUUUUUUAUCUAAAAAGAGGGAAAAGUCCACCAGCCUCUGCCAUAAUUGAUGCACUCAACCUUCUAUUAUUGCAAAGUUUUAAGAUCCAAACACGGGAGGCUCGACCAAGAUUUUUCCCGUGGUACGAAUAGUUGUCGAUGUCCUACUUGAUGCUGACCAAGGCUUCGAAUCACGGAGAUCACGUGUUGCAAGGUCCACGUAGGGUCCAUGAAGAAGAAGCCACCUAUCCACAAUGGCUUCUAACCACAAAGGUCUAGCCUUACUCGAAGUAGAUCUCUAGUCUCGUACAAACUUCUUGGAUCAUUCACAUAUUAAAGGGCUUUCAAGCACACCUAGCUUGUCUAGGACACACACCAUCCACAAGUAAUAAGAAUGAGACCCCUUGAUUGUAAA
Triticum dicoccoides is the source of this 1685-nucleotide messenger RNA. RefSeq names its product oxygen-dependent coproporphyrinogen-III oxidase, chloroplastic-like. Gene Ontology annotation, cellular component: cytoplasm; chloroplast stroma. The coding region runs from base 16 to 1038 and encodes 340 amino acids. Gene Ontology annotation, molecular function: coproporphyrinogen oxidase activity. The record is from RefSeq and is a predicted model, not a curated record. Lineage: Eukaryota; Viridiplantae; Streptophyta; Magnoliopsida; Poales; Poaceae. The transcript is spliced from 8 exons.